AUGUCCGGCAUCGACUCCCCCGAGAUCCUAGCCGCCUACGACGCGGUCCGCUCGGACAAGGACCCCACCAACUGGCUCCUCGUGUCGUACAAGGCCGCGACGGGCAACGCCCUGGCCCUCACCGCCACGGGCCAGGGCGGCCUGCCCGAGCUGGCCGCCGCCCUCGACGACGCCCAGGCCCAGUACGCCUACGCGCGCGUCGAGUACGCCAACGACUCGGAGAGCACGCGCGUCAAGUUUGUCCUCAUCGUCUGGAUCGGCGAGGGCACAAAGGUCAUGCGCAAGGCCCGCGUCAGCAUCGAGGCCGGCGACGUCAAGCGCGUCCUCGCCCACCACAGCAUACAGGUCGACGCCCGCGAGAAGGGCGACCUCGACGAGGCCGACAUCGUCAAGAGGUUACGCAAGGCCGGGGGUGCCGACUACAACGGCGGCCGGGGCUAG
This is a messenger RNA of Thyridium curvatum, 441 nucleotides long. RefSeq lists its product as uncharacterized. The record is from RefSeq and is a predicted model, not a curated record. Gene Ontology annotation, molecular function: actin filament binding. The transcript has a single exon. Gene Ontology annotation, biological process: regulation of actin filament polymerization. Gene Ontology annotation, cellular component: plasma membrane; actin filament; site of polarized growth. The coding region runs from base 1 to 441 and encodes 146 amino acids. NCBI's taxonomy places the organism in Eukaryota, Fungi, Ascomycota, Sordariomycetes, Thyridiales, Thyridiaceae.